AUGGCGCGGGUGGAACUUUUCGGGAGCCUUUUGGGCCUUUUGAGCCUUUUGGGCCUGUUGGGCCUUUCGGGACAUUUAACCCUGGUGUCUGCAGAAUCCACCGACUGCGACCUCCGAAACUUAUGGGACUCCCCAACUCCCAACAAAACCAGUGAAAGUGAAAACUUCGUCGAGGUUUCCCCGGUUUUGUCAAGGGGUUUCAUAUCGACUACGAAGCUUCCCAUCUCCUCCACCAUACACAACGUUGUGUCCCACGCAGUUAAGGAACUGAUACCCAGUGUCGAGGAAGACAAAAGUAUUGAGACGGUGAUAGCCGAGUAUGACAAUUAUGGGAAGCUCAAAGUGACACACGGGGACUUCGACAAAUGUAUAGUGACCACCAGUACUAAUGUCACGUUUUCUCUAUAUCCACCGAAGGAUGUUCCCAAUCAUAUCCAAUAUUCCACGUUUUACGUAUCCUCGUGUUCGGUGACUUUAUCGUACACUCAAAUCGAGCACGCCGGGUUGUGGACGAUCAGGGCAGAAAAAGAUAACCUCAUGAUACUGGAGAGAAAGUUCAUGGUGUGGGUGAAGAAGUACUCGCGGAUUAUUCCUGAUGACAGUAUAUACGUGUACCCAGGCAAUACCAUUGCCGUCAGGCUCGGGGAGGAUGUGAAAAAUCUGACAAAAUGCGUCAUAAAAAAUUCUCAGGGCACAGAAUUCACCCCGGAUGACAAAGGCAUAGAAAACGUACGUGCUUUUGGUCAAUGCGGUAUCCACUUAUCUGCAAAACCUGAACAUUCUGGAACAUGGGAAUUUACCGCAAUUGACGGGAUCAAGGUCAUCUACUCGGCGAAAAUGAAAAUCAAGGUGGCCAAGACUAAUCUAACGGCAGAAGAUGAAAUCGUUUAUCUGAAAGUCGGUACCAAGAAGACUUUAAAACUGACUAGAAGCGGCAUAAGAUUCUGUCAAUUUACAAGACCGGACGGAGUUGUAUUGCCUAUUCAAAUUGGCAGUUGCGAAUACGACAUACCUGUAGUUACCGAAUUUCAUAAAGGUAACUGGACCGCUCGGUACGGCUUGCAAGGAACUCUGGGCAAUUUCGAAUCGAAGAUCGACGUGCGACUUUAUGAUAUCCCGUUCUUGAAUACCACUCUCACGUACACGCCUAAUGGGGACAUCAAUAUACUUUGUAAAAUUCGAUCGGAUCGUUUGAAAUCGUGUUUCUUCGCUAAACCCGACGGUUUGAUCAUUCCCGUCCAGGCUGGAAUUGGAAACAGCAGAUACGCCUACUAUGGAGAUAAUCUCGGCUCGGAUUAUGGGAGUUCUGAUAUACAGGACUGUGGACUGACGAUCAUCAACCCUUCGAAGGAGGACUACGGUCCUUGGAAAUGUAGAUUCGACAUCGGAUGGGCAUAUCACCCAGGAAAAGUAAUUCACGUCCACACCUCUAACGACACUUUCAAGACAUACGGCCACAACGUGACUGUCAAACGCGGAAACUCGUUCACGGUCAGGUGUCGAACGAAUACCGCUCUUCGUUAUUGCUGGUUCCAAAGUCCCGAUGGAAAGGCUUACUUUCGUUCGGAUGACAAGAACCCUCAAUUACCGCACCUUCGCGCAAUAAAAGCCGAACUUUCCUUGGGCGAUUGUGGGGUCACUGUCAAUAACGCUAAUGACAGUGACAUAGGCCUGUGGACAUGUCACAUGGGCACGACAGGUGGAACCGAGUUGACCACUCCGUUGUCGGUCAAAAUGAUAGAUGACAGAUUACACGCGGUGGAGAAGCGCGUACUUGUUGUCUCGGGAAUCGCGACUUUGACAUGUCACGCAGCUCUUGAGCACAAGAUUAUUGAAUAUUGUUUAUGGAUUCGUCCCGAUGGCCUUGGUAUCAACGAUAAUAAUGUGCAUUUGGGAUAUUCCCCCAAAAGGAAUUUCACAUAUUGUCAGCUGGACAUUACCGGGGUGACCAACAACGACAUCGGACAAUGGAUUUGCGUGGCAAGGAUAUCUUCUUCCCAAGAGGAAGAAAUAGCAUACGUCGAACUAGUACGUGAGACCGACGUCCCGAACGGGAGAAACACUUUGUUAAUUGUUUCCAUAACAGUGGUGCAACUCGUCAUCGCGGCGGUUAUCGGAACGGCAGUAGCACUCAUAUUCUUAAAAAUAAGAAGGAGGAGAUUAGGAAGAGGCAAUAUACGCGAGGUAAACGAGAACCUACCGACACAGUACGAAAACGUGCACAAAGUUCCACUAUAAAGCUUACCAAUUUUACUUAAUCAUGUAUCGAUUGGGUACCAACACUGAUAAAUAUGCCCAUGUAAAUUUACAUACCCAAUCAUUGGUUAUUUCAAUGCCACGAUAAAUUGCAGUAAAAUUACAUUCCCUCUGUAAUAUCACAUUCAGCAUCCGAGUUAAAUCAUAGAAAAUGAUAACGUAACAUUACAUUAAAUUCAAGUAAAUCUGCACCAAUACGGUAAAUCCACAAUGUUAGGUGUAUCUAUACAUUCUCUAAUUUGUAACUCUCCCACUUUACGUUUUUUCACGUAAAACUUAAGUUAUGAAGUGUGCCAAAAUCUAUGUAAAUUUCGAUGGAUUUUUAUCAGUGAACUCUACUUGACGGGG
Orussus abietinus is the source of this 2604-nucleotide messenger RNA. RefSeq lists its product as uncharacterized. The record is from RefSeq and is a predicted model, not a curated record. The transcript is spliced from 10 exons. Bases 1 to 2238 code for a protein of 745 amino acids. NCBI's taxonomy places the organism in Eukaryota, Metazoa, Arthropoda, Insecta, Hymenoptera, Orussidae.